AGCGCGGUCGGGCUUUAGACCGUAUACUGCUCUGUCGCACGAUAGUUGAUGUCCCGUGUGAGUGACAGUGGAUACUUCAUGUGACAUGUUGCACCACGCAACAAUGACUACCCGAAGCCUCAACUAAUCAUGUGGUUUGAAUCGCAGAAUUGUGCCAUGAUGGGUUUGCAGGCGACAACAGGAAAACGCAAGUUAGAAGCAGCAACAGCCCCCGGUGAGUCAAGUCCAGCAAAGUCAGGACGAUGGGAAGUGGAAGAUUGUAUAGCAAGGCUACAAGCGGUGGCCGUACCGAGCGACCCGUGGCGUUCACCAACGCCAGCAUUGGCGGCCACCCUCCUUUCCAACGACGACUUCGACGACGAAGACGAAUUCGACGACGAGCUUUCGGACGAUGGUACCAGCGUACCAGAUCCGGCCCAUUACAAUGCUCAGCAACCAACCCCAGCCCCGUACCAUCGAUACCAUCACCAUCAUCCGACCAACGAUUACUACCAUCAGUACUACCAACCUCCGCAACAAACGAUACGUUGCGAGGAAAACGGAAAAUCGUACCUGGAGCUGGGCGCUUCGCCUCCGAUUAGGACGCGGUGCUGUGACGGUAGGACGCAUUGGUGUCAUGUGCCCUGCUACCGUCAGCGGCGGCUCGCUGUGUUGAACCUUUCGAUGUGCAAACUGGCGCGGUUUAGACAGUGCACGGACCCGUCGUUACGACGAUCGGUGCUCAUUUGCAACACCCUGAGGAAAAUCGAGCGCGAGAUGGAAUCCGAACCACCCGAACCAUCUUCCUGCUAUCAAACCCUUCCCGAGAUGACGCCGCCGAGUCGACUAUGUCCCGUACCCGAAGUUAAUCUAUACGAACAAAGUUUAAGGGAAAUGACUUCUCAAUCUGGACGGGCAACACCUUUUCCACAAAAUACAACUGAUACAGAUUCAGGAAUAGGUGAUGAUGAAACAACUAGACCUAUAAAUUGGAGUUCUGUCCUAAAUUUAACCUCACAAACAGACCUCGAGUCUUUGAACAACAAUGAUCUGUACGCCGAGUUGGGACUCGGCGGAGAUACUCAGGAAUGGUCGGCGUCCAGCGGAAGUCAUCUGAUGACGACGACGACGACGUCCACGACGAUGGUAACGACGCCGAGUCGACAGGAGUACGAAUGGGAUGGUUUUAUACAGGUCCUAGUAGGUGGCUCGUAGCGCCAGCCGUUUUAGAGCUAUUCAGCUCUCCACUCAGGUUGUGAUUUAACUUAAUAUUACAUACUAAAAAAAGACUAGUGCAGUACAGGAAUUGUGCAGCUAA
Messenger RNA from Onthophagus taurus, 1297 nucleotides. RefSeq names its product SERTA domain-containing protein 2 taranis (gene tara). Gene Ontology annotation, cellular component: nucleus. The record is from RefSeq and is a predicted model, not a curated record. NCBI's taxonomy places the organism in Eukaryota, Metazoa, Arthropoda, Insecta, Coleoptera, Scarabaeidae. Gene Ontology annotation, molecular function: transcription regulator activity.